AUGAGUGAGUUCAUAGAUAGACCGAGAUCAGAACUAACAGAACAAGAGCUAGCAAAACUAGAAGAAUUUGAAUUUUUACACGGUCCAAUGUCCUUGCUUAAUCAAGCCAAAAAGCAAAAUUCACCAGUAAUAAUUAGUUGUAGGAAUAAUCAUAAAUUAAUUGGUAAAAUAAGGGAAUUUGAUAGACAUUGUAAUUUAAUUUUGGAGAAUGUUAAAGAAUUAUGGACUGAUCAAGUAACUAAUGAGUUUGGUAAGAAGAAACAAGUGCCCAGAGAAAGAUUCGUUAGUAAAAUGUUUUUAAGAGGUGAUUCUGUUAUUAUAAUAUUGAAAGCUUGA
Molecule: messenger RNA, 336 nt
Organism: Lodderomyces jiufengensis
Lineage: Eukaryota; Fungi; Ascomycota; Pichiomycetes; Serinales; Debaryomycetaceae
Gene: SMD2
Product: mRNA splicing protein
Exons: 2
Coding region: 1-336 (111 amino acids)
Biological process (GO): RNA splicing; spliceosomal snRNP assembly
Cellular component (GO): U4/U6 x U5 tri-snRNP complex; U1 snRNP; U5 snRNP
Molecular function (GO): RNA binding
Source: RefSeq, a predicted model, not a curated record